CCUUUCCCAACCCACCCAGAGCCGAGCCCGCCUUGCCUCGUUCUUUUUACGGCUAUUUGAACCGCCGCGCUUCCGCCAUCUUCUUCCUCAGCCGCCCGCCCAGUUUAAACACACACACACACACACGGGAAGAAAGAAAGAAAGAAAGAAAGAAAGCAGAGGAGGAGGCGGAAGCAGGAGAGGAAGAGCGGAGAGACGCAUCGAGAAGUAGACGCAGCAGCAUGGCCGCCCCGCAAGGAGAACCUCAAGUGCAGUUUAAGCUUGUUUUGGUUGGUGACGGUGGUACUGGUAAAACAACAUUUGUAAAACGUCACUUGACUGGUGAAUUUGAGAAGAAGUAUGUAGCUACUCUGGGUGUUGAAGUUCAUCCUCUGGUGUUCCACACUAACAGAGGUCCUAUUAAAUUUAAUGUAUGGGACACAGCUGGACAGGAGAAAUUUGGAGGUCUGCGAGAUGGCUACUACAUCCAAGCUCAAUGUGCCAUCAUAAUGUUUGAUGUAACAUCAAGAGUUACAUACAAGAACGUACCCAACUGGCAUAGAGAUCUGGUACGGGUGUGUGAGAACAUCCCCAUAGUUUUGUGUGGCAACAAAGUGGAUAUCAAGGACAGGAAAGUCAAAGCAAAGUCAAUUGUCUUCCACAGGAAGAAGAACCUGCAGUACUACGAUAUUUCAGCCAAGAGUAACUAUAAUUUUGAGAAACCCUUUCUUUGGCUGGCAAGAAAGCUAAUUGGAGAUCCCAACUUGGAAUUCGUUGCCAUGCCUGCUCUUGCACCACCAGAGGUCGUUAUGGAUCCAGCAUUGGCAGCACAGUAUGAGCAAGAUUUACAGAUUGCUCAGACCACUGCACUGCCAGAUGAAGAUGAUGACCUGUGAGGGAGUGAAGCUGGAGCCCAGCGUCAGAAGUCUAGUUUUAUAGGCAACUGUCCUGUGAUGUCAGUGGUGCAGCGUGUUUGCCACUUUAUUAUUCUAGCUGAGCAGAACAUGUGCUUUAAUCUUUGAAAUGCUGAAAGAGAGAAUGGGCUUUGGAGUGAAUGUGGCAGUUAAAAAAAAAUUCCUUCAUUUUGGACCUGCAUAUUUAGCUGUUUUGGACUGCAAUUUACUCCCCAUUUUGAGUUUCGAAUCUGACUGCUGCAGUCGCAUCACAGUAUUCAGUGGUAAAUCUUGUUUGUUACUGUCAUUCCCAUUCCUUUUUCUUUAGACCAUAAUAAAGUUGUAUUUCAAAUAUCCAA
Messenger RNA from Lacerta agilis (Sand lizard), 1231 nucleotides. It is a transcript of the gene RAN, whose product is annotated as RAN, member RAS oncogene family. Gene Ontology annotation, biological process: protein import into nucleus; ribosomal subunit export from nucleus. NCBI's taxonomy places the organism in Eukaryota, Metazoa, Chordata, Lepidosauria, Squamata, Lacertidae. Gene Ontology annotation, molecular function: GTP binding; GTPase activity. Gene Ontology annotation, cellular component: nucleus; cytoplasm. The coding region runs from base 222 to 875 and encodes 217 amino acids. The transcript is spliced from 7 exons. The record is from RefSeq and is a predicted model, not a curated record.